Messenger RNA from Arachis ipaensis, 789 nucleotides. NCBI's taxonomy places the organism in Eukaryota, Viridiplantae, Streptophyta, Magnoliopsida, Fabales, Fabaceae. The record is from RefSeq and is a predicted model, not a curated record.
AUGAGGGCCAAAGUUCCUAGGAACUUUAAAAUACCCGACAUAGAUCUCUACGAUGGAACAACCGACCCAAGGCAUCAACUCAGUAAUUUCAAAAGCAGAAUGUACCUAGCCGAUGCUUCUGACACCACUCGAUGUAAAGCCUUUCCAACCACCUUGACCAAGGCUGCAAUGAAGUGGUUUGAUAACUUGCCCCCUAAGUCGCUCACUAGCUUUGACGACAUGGCAAGGAAAUUCAUGACACAAUUUUCCAACCGAAAGGACAAAACGAAGCACGCCCCAAGCUUGCUAGGAGUAAAGCAAGAGGUCGAAAAAAUCCUUCGUGACUACAUAGAAAGGUUCAAUAAAGCUUGCUUGGAGAUUCAGAGUCUACCAACUGAAGCCAUAAUUAUAGGUUUGGUCAACGGCCUCAGAGAAGGACCUUUCUCUCAAUCAAUAUCCAAAAGAUACCCGACUUCCUUAAACGAAGUAGAGAAAAGAGCAGAGAAAUACAUCAACAUGGAGAAAAAUUUCCGACUCAGAGUACCUCCUUCACGACCUAACCUGCCCUAUCAACCUCGGGAUAAAGAAAGGGAACCUAGGAAAAAGGAGGAGCAAAGUAUAGAGAAACCUCGAAAAUAUCACAACUAUACUCCCCUUAGGGUUUCCUUAGUGGAUGUGUACAGAGGGAUAUGCCAUACAAAGAAACUUCCACCCCCCGUCCGAUUAAGCAUAAGAAAGCAGAAAGUCGGACAGAAUACUAUGAGUAUCAUAAACUCUAUGGUCACUCCACCAACGAAUGCUACGAUUUAA